AUGUAAAAUAAAGAAAUUAAUAGAUAGGAUGUACCUAAGAUUGACAGAUUUUUAAGGAGAGAACAAAUAUUUAAGAAUGAAAAGAAAUUGAAUUAAUUACAUGCUAAUUAUUAUGAAGGAAUUCAAUUAAAUAAGAAAGAACUUCAUCAAGAAGCCAUUAAAUUACUUGAAUACAAGGUUAGCUAUCCUGAAGAUUUAGAUAUUUAUAUAUCUUCUAGUUCAGUUACAAAUAAACCUUUUGUUUAUAAGCAUCCUUUAUGGUUAAUUGAAAAAUGA
Molecule: messenger RNA, 276 nt
Organism: Paramecium sonneborni
Lineage: Eukaryota; Ciliophora; Oligohymenophorea; Peniculida; Parameciidae
Source: the annotation of a GenBank genome assembly